AUGGAGAGUGUCACACGUAUGAGUUCGAUGGUGAAGAAACUGGAUCUGGAUCUAGAUCUAAGGUUUUCAAGUACCAUGUUCAAAGAAGAUGAAGUGGUUUAUGAAAGGCGUGCUGCUGCCAGACCGACUUCUGCAAGAGGUUUUAAUGUUUACUAUGAUGUUGAUGUUGAAGGUGAGGAAAUAUUUAGGAAUUUCUUCUUUGGAGGAAUGGCCCAUGCUGCUAAUUUUUGUGGGUUUAGUUUUGUAGGGUCGGGGAUGGCUCAUAGACAGCCUGCUGCUGAUAAUGGCCCUGACAGAUUCAAUGUCCGAGCUUUGAUUCAGGUGCUUCUUGUGCUUCUCAUUUUACUUAUUAACUUUUUGCCUUCGCCAGAUCCUGUCUACACUCUUUCGCAAAACUAUCCCUUUGAACACUGGCUUACUACCCCUAAGGGGGUUAACUACUAUGUUAAGUCCACAAAGUUUGAACAAGAUUAUCCCUUAGAUAGCCGCGAGCGUCUUAUAAUUGAGGAAAGAGUUGAGAGAGAAUACUUUGGUAUUCUUCGCCAGAAUUUUUGUUGA
Molecule: messenger RNA, 558 nt
Organism: Vicia faba (fava bean)
Lineage: Eukaryota; Viridiplantae; Streptophyta; Magnoliopsida; Fabales; Fabaceae
Source: the annotation of a GenBank genome assembly